CCCGUAGUGCGUCGUUGAGUAUGCGACCACGUGACACAUGUGAUACUUGUGCUUUCUGUUCUUCUCCAAAUGCCACCAAAUACGCGGACAAACUCUGUUAAUCAGAAUAUAAACUGCGUCGCGGGAUUACUCGAUUUCUGAUUGUCGAAGUGUUAGAUUCGAACACCAAAACCACAGGCAGAAAUUCUUUCGUAUUUAUAAACUUGGAAGCAUAUGUAAGUUAUCAGCUUCGCUCUUCCACUUGGCCACUUGACAACUGACGUUAACUCUGUAGUGAGCCUGGAGAGGAGGGGACCAUAAACAGGAUACAAAUGCGGCUGAAAGACCCCUUCUCUUUAAAAACCGCAGACAUGACCAAGCGGUCUAACAAGCCAAAGAAGCCUCGUGAUGAAGACUCGUCCGAUGAGGUUGGCGGGUUGACAUGCCAGCAUGUGAGCAGGGCUGUGGACCUCAGCUCAGUGAAGAAGGCAGUGACAGGCAGCCUGUGGUCUAUAUGCUCCGAUUGCCUUAAAGAGAGGAACAUUCAUGAGGGAGAACCAGCAGGAGCACAUGACAUCCUUGUGUGCCUCAAGUGUGGGUUCCAGGGUUGUAACCAGGCAGAAACUCAGCAUUCCACAAAACACCUGCAAGCUCAUCACUCUGACUCUCACUGUAUCACCAUCAGCCUCAGUACAUGGAAAGCCUGGUGUUUUGAAUGUAAGGAAGAGCUCUCCACUCAUUGCAAUAAGAAAGCGCUGGCUCAGACUCUGGAUUUCCUGCAGAAGCACUCAGCAAAGGCCACCUCAGGAACAACCUCAAAAAUUAUCAGGCUCCGAGAGGAACCCGCUGAGUAUGUGGACACUCAGAGAGGGAAGACUCCAGUGAAUACCACACUUAUCCCAGUCAAGGGCAUCAACAACCUGGGUAACACCUGCUUCUUCAAUGCUGUGAUGCAGAAUCUCUCCCAGACCCACAUGCUGAAUGACCUAAUUCAAGACGUCAAGGAGAAGGGACAUAAGAUGAAGAUCUGCCCCCCUGCUGAGACUAAGUUGGGGCCACUAACAGUGACGUUGCCCAGCCCAGAACCCCUCACCUCAGCCAUGUUCCUGUUCCUCCAAAGCAUGAAGGAGCCUGGGAAAGGGCCUGUCUCCCCCAAGAUCCUUUUCAACCAGCUAUGUCAGAAGGCCCCUCGCUUUAAGGGUUACCAGCAACAGGACAGUCAGGAAUUGCUACAUUACCUCCUGGACUCCAUGAGAGUAGAGGAGACAAAGCGCAUUAAAGCAGGCAUCCUCAAAGCCUUUAACAACCCCACAGAGAAGACAGCUGAUGAGGAGACCAAACGACAAGUGAAGGCUUAUGGGAAGGAAGGUGUGAAAAUGAAUUUUGUCGAUCGAAUUUUUGUCGGAGAGCUGACCAGCACUAUAAUGUGUGAAGAGUGUGAACAUAUUUCCACAGUGAAGGAAGCCUUCAUUGACAUUUCCCUUCCCAUCAUAGAGGAAAGGAUCUCUAAGCCUACAAACCCUGGUAGACUGGGGAAAAGUGGGCGGGAGCAAGACGGUCCGGCCUCCCAUGAUGACUCGUCAGCUACCAAUUCACAAGCCAAUAGAAACAGCAGGAGGUUGAGUGGACAGAAGCUGCAGGGUCGCCAUUCGUCCACUUCUCAUGAUGAGAGAGGUGCAGAUCUGGUUUCUAGCCGACAAGAGGAGGAGCUCUGUGUGGCUGGGCGUGGCCUGGCCAGUUGCCGGGCGGAUACGAUGGGCAGCCAAUCAGACUGCAGCGAGAAGGAUUCCAACCUGCAGGACAGCAGUAACGAUGCGGACAGCGAGGCCUCCGAGAGCGAAUGGUCACCACGAAUCCCAUCUGUGUCCACUCACAGUUGCACAUCAGAUAAAGUCUCAACCGCCACGACUUCAGCCUCAACAGCACACAAUCCAAGUCUAAAACCAAACCUGAGCCCGAGCCCCACUCCGCAGGGCGGCGCUGUAGAGCAGCUUGUCAGUGCUGUGUCCAAGCUAGGCCUGGUGCACACUUCCACUGAUACUCUACCUGUCAGUCACAGCCCAGAGGAACUGUCCGAGGUCCGGGAGAGAGACCGUCAGCACCAUCAAGGGGCCUUCCAAGCCCUCUGUCACAGUUACACCCCCAGCUCUAAAGAGUGCUCCGUACAGUCCUGCCUGCAUCAGUUCACCUCUGUUGAGCUGCUGAUGGGCAACAACAAACUGCUCUGUGAGAACUGCACCGAGAGAAGGCAAAGGCAGAUGAAGAGGAGUGAUAAGAAGGCUGAGAAGGUGUACACCAGUGCCCGUAAACAGAUGCUCAUCUCGGCACUUCCUCCAGUGGUCACUCUUCACCUUAAACGAUUUCACCAGGCCGGGAUGAAUCUGAGGAAAGUUAAUAGACAUGUGGAUUUUCCUCUUUUGUUAGACCUGGCACCUUUCUGCUCUGCCACUUGUAAGAACCUCGGGUCAGGGGAGCGUGUUCUGUACAGCUUGUACGGCAUUGUGGAACACAGCGGAUCAAUGCGAGGUGGGCACUAUGCAGCCUACGUGAGGGUCCGCACCCCUCAGCGUAAACCUGAACAGCGCCGGAACCAGUCAGGUUCCAGAGAGGCCAGCUCAGCCCCACAAGGUCAGUGGGUGUAUGUUAGUGAUACCAGCGUUCAGACUGUACCGGAGUCCAGAGUGCUGAACUCUCAAGCUUAUUUACUUUUCUAUGAAGAACUCCUAUAAGAUCCAGACGGGCGCGUGAAUGCAAGAUGAUCCAGAUGAAUGCAAAACGCAAUAUCAGCUCAGACAACAGCGAGCACUUACUGCAUGACUAUAUCCCUGUAUUUUAAUGUAGGAUUCCAUAUACUAAAAG
Messenger RNA from Sinocyclocheilus grahami, 2838 nucleotides. RefSeq names its product ubiquitin carboxyl-terminal hydrolase 45-like. The transcript is spliced from 18 exons. Gene Ontology annotation, molecular function: cysteine-type deubiquitinase activity; zinc ion binding. Bases 312 to 2708 code for a protein of 798 amino acids. Gene Ontology annotation, biological process: protein deubiquitination. NCBI's taxonomy places the organism in Eukaryota, Metazoa, Chordata, Actinopteri, Cypriniformes, Cyprinidae. The record is from RefSeq and is a predicted model, not a curated record.